AUGGCGCCUAGACCAAGAGUCGAUGUCAACCAGCAGACGGCCGCUGAUAUGAACGCAGCACGUUCACAAACCUCAAUCAACGUUCAGACUGUCAGAAACUAUCUAUAUGGUGGACAGAAAGUGUGGGAUCUACGUCAACGCCUGGAAAAGAUUAUCGUCCAAGAACCAUUAUUUGACAAACAGCACAGGGACUUUCUAGGCCGGACAGAUCAAUAUAUCAGGGCUGCCGCAAUCAUAAAUAGGCUGACUGAGUUACGACGAGUCCAUGGCUGGUCUCAGGAAGAAUAUAAUACAGCCUCGUCACUUCUUUCGGAAGUACUAUCAAUCACACUACAUGACGUUGCAUUCCAGCCCGUCUUCCUCGGUCAAGGAUCUCCUGCACUGAUGGAAAACUAUUGGGACUUGGUGCAUGAGAAGGGUAUUCAAGGGUGUUAUUUGCAAACAGAACUCGGUCACGGUACAAAUGUAGCUCGUCUAGAAACUACUUCGACGUAUAUCCCGGAAACCCAAGAGUUCGAAUUAAACUCUCCUAGUCUUACGAGCACUAAAUGGUGGAUCGGUGCUCUGGGAAAGUCCGCAACUCAUGGUGCUGUCCAAGCAAAGUUGAUCUUGCCGGAUGGGAAGGAUAUGGGACCUCACCUUUUCUUCGUGCAGCUGCGCUCACUAGAGGACCACAAACCUCUCCGAGGAAUCACUGUUGGCGACAUUGGUCCAAAGGCCUCGGGAGGCAUGGCUGCACAAGACCAAGGCUUCGCGAGAUUUGAUCACGUACGGAUACCCAGGACAAACAUGUUCUCGAAGUUUGCUGAGGUCACGAUAGAGGGUAGUUAUAUCCAACCUCCUCACGCAAAACUCAGCUACGGAGGAAUGAUGUAUAUCAGGGCAACCAUGAUACCAUCGGCCGGAUGGACCAUAGCCAAAGGUAGAGCUCUAAGCAUCCAGUGUAAUCCCAAAUGUAAUCCUCUUGCAGCUGCAACAGUUGCUAUUCGUUACACGACUGUCCGGAGACAAGGCGAACUAGAUGCACAGGGACUCGAACGCCAAGUCUUGACAUACCCUUCAACAUACUACCGCUUGUUGCCCAUCCUCUCUAGGGCAUUUGUGUUCAUUGAGCUCGGGAGGUAUACGAUUAAAGCGUUGACUCAGAUGCAAGAGCGGCUUGCAAGUAGGGACACUUCCCUUCUUCCAGAGAUGCAUGCUCUCUUGUGUGGCUUAAAAGUCUUUGUUACUACACAAGGAAUUAUUGAUAUUGAAACCGCUCGGCGUUCUAUGGGUGGACAUGGGUACAGUGCAUUUGCUGGGCUAGGGCGAUUAUACAUUGAAUACCUCCCCUCCGCAACGUUCGAAGGGGACAACUUUGUCCUGGACGGACAAGUGGUGCGUGCCGCCACAAAGCUAUGCAAAGCUGUGCUUUCGUCAACAUCAGCUGUUGCUGAGCUUCCCCUUCCAUCAGCUUAUCUGCGUCUCUUGUCCACGACCAGCGAGGCCCCUCCACAAGUCACUGCAUCAACUUGGCAUGAUGUCCACAGCGUUGUCCUUCUUCUAGAGUGGCGUGCUGCUCUUAUGGUCAAGAAUUUCACACAGACGCCAGCGAGUGGAGAUGUCGAUGCGAACGUCAAUCAGCGCUUGGCCAGAGCUAUAACAGAGGCUUUUGUCGCAGCACAGGUCGGUGAGAUGAUCAACAAUCUCACCAAUUUACCUUCGGAGGACGCGAGGGUUGUCGGCUGCCUUUAUAGACUGUACUUGCUAACGAGUGCUGAAAGUGCGCUCGUGGACCUCCUUUCGGUUGGGUUGAUUCGUCAUACGGGUGCUGGCGAUCCUACGCAGGAUCUCCGUUUAGCCGUCAAAGCCCUUUGUCUUGAAGUCCUGCCCAAUGUCAUUGGUCUAACAGAUGCUUUCGGCUUCUCGGACUGGUCCCUAGACAGCGCACUGGGAGUCUCCGAUGGCCGCGUUUACGAGGCACUCUGGAAACGAGUGCAGAUGGAACCGAUGAACAAGGAUGAAGUUACUCCCGCUUAUGCUCCUUACAUUCGGCCCAUGCUACAACGCGGGCAAGCUGCGGCUCAGCAGAAGAUGAAGCUCAAAAGUAGACUCUGA
This is a messenger RNA of Suillus plorans, 2097 nucleotides long. Its product is annotated as acyl-CoA dehydrogenase/oxidase C-terminal. The transcript is spliced from 14 exons. Gene Ontology annotation, molecular function: fatty acid binding; FAD binding; acyl-CoA oxidase activity. The record is from RefSeq and is a predicted model, not a curated record. Gene Ontology annotation, cellular component: peroxisome. Gene Ontology annotation, biological process: lipid homeostasis; fatty acid beta-oxidation using acyl-CoA oxidase. Lineage: Eukaryota; Fungi; Basidiomycota; Agaricomycetes; Boletales; Suillaceae. The coding region runs from base 1 to 2097 and encodes 698 amino acids.